Molecule: messenger RNA, 3603 nt
Organism: Haliotis rufescens (red abalone)
Lineage: Eukaryota; Metazoa; Mollusca; Gastropoda; Lepetellida; Haliotidae
Exons: 11
Coding region: 103-2097 (664 amino acids)
Biological process (GO): cell-cell adhesion
Cellular component (GO): cell-cell junction
Molecular function (GO): cell adhesion molecule binding
Source: RefSeq, a predicted model, not a curated record
GACUGUGUAUUCGCGCACUUUACACUGACGGACACGGACGUGAAACAUCACCCUGCCUCACACAGAUCACAGUAUCGUCCUCAGUAGAGUAGGUCGGCAGUCAUGUUCCGUCUCAUCUACAUGCUUCUCCUUGCUGUGGAUAUAUAUCCAGUUGCAGAUGCGUCAGGCCUCCGUCAGAUCCAGGGUCGAGAAGGGCGCGACAUCACUCUCCCAUUCCAACAUCUACUUAGAUGUAACAAUCCAGUAGAACUAUGCCGUCUACCCUUGGAUGACAAUGGACUCGCCUAUGAGAAUGCCAGCGCGUGUUGGAGCCCCGGAUGUCAGAGACUCUCUUUCUGUGCGAGACGGUCCUCUUUCAAUGUGUCAAGGGAGUAUGAAGAACGGUUGUCCUAUAAUGGAGACGGGGGACAUUUGUCUUCCUACACGCUGUCUAACCUCAGCAAGGCUGAUGCAGGAAUCUACCAGAUGUGCUACAAAGCAGCAGAUCCUGAAACAGCCAUGCUGAUUAUACAAGAGACGCCAACGAAGCCGCGCAUAGCAACGCCCUCGGCCCCGAUCCUGUAUACGGAGUACACCAUUACCUGUGUGACGAAGUCCCGGUCACUUCCCGGCAACCAUGGACUGCCAAUGACCUAUCACUGGGUAAAAAACGGAGAAACCGUCCAUCCGGAUCAGUACAUCAAGCAGACCGGGCCGAACCUGACAAUUACCAACCUGAGCAUGAUGUAUGAUGGGAAGGUGUUUCGGUGUUCAGUGAAGGAGGAGGGAGGCAGUUGGACCGGAGAGAGCCGAGUCUCACCGAUAUUUGUUGAGUAUGGCCCGAGGGAGUUCCGGUCAAGUGUGUCGGAGGGCGACAACAAGCUGGUCACUCUCACGUGCUCGGCAGACUGCCAGCCGAAGUGCACUCUCACCUUCACCAAGAAUAACGUGACGGUGGAGUCGGCGACUGACGUCGACGUCAUCACACAGGUGGUGGACACCCGUCGGACCGUGGUCGGCGACAGAUUCAUCUGCAUCACCAGCAACAUCCACGGCUCCAUAUCAAAGAUCCAUACAUUUUAUAAUAAUCAAGUAAUACCGGACAUAAAAAGAUUAACAGCCAAUGAGCGUGAGACUGACAGAAUGAACAUCAAGGCGAACCAAACCCUCGAUAUGACGUGCAUUGUGAUUGGUCGACCCGAACCAACCAUCACGUGGUACUUUAACAUGGAAGGCGAUGACCAAUCACGAACGCUGCUGAAGAAAUCAACAUUUGACCCUGCCUACAUUGCUAACGCUGACUUCAACGUGCACAACUAUAAGAGCUCGUACAACGUUCCAAACGCAGAGGCACAGCACCAUGGACGAUAUUGUUGCAGUGUGCACAACGCACUUCCAAACUCCAACAGGGAGGCCUGUGUCAGUGUCCUUGUUAAGAGUGUGCCGAAAGUGGUUGCCGCACCUAAUGACGUGUAUACUGGCGUUGGCAAGGCCGUCACCGUGACGUUCUCUGUGCUAUCCUACGAAGCACUCAGCGUGAACUGUAGCCGGAAGAACACCACCUGCAACGUCAACAUCACCGUCUACAACAACAACACCUUCGAGACAAAUCUACACCAAAUCACACUGGAUACAGCGGUUGAAAGUGACGAUGACUUUGGUACAUACAUCCUUCACCUUCAAAACGAAGAAGGCCCAAGCGAGGUAACUCUGCGUUUUGUAAAAGAAGCGAGCUUCAACGCGUCACGUGGACGUCAAUCAGUGGCGCCUAUUGUCUCCGUGAUCAUUGUCGCGAUUGUCGUCCUCGGGUGUGUCGCCAUGGUAACUAUCCUGUACAGGAGAGGAAGACCUAAGCCUGGCCAUCUGGAAGGUGAAAUCAAACUGAACAUCUUUAAGACUGUCAUAGAUGUUGUAACGUCAAAACGUGACAAGACAGGGACAGAGUCAGUACUGAAGAGUUCAGAGAGUGACAGUGAAGGUCAAGGAAACGUGGGAAACGAUGGCCAAGAUCAGCAUGGGAUAGAGUCAGCAUUGAGGAGGUCAGCAAAACAGAGGAAAUGUCCAGAGAGACGACAUGGGGAGUACCUCGUGGAUGGCACGGACUGCAGUGAAGCUUAAUGUUUGACACAAUGACUAUCACAUACAGACGGAACUCACACAGUUAGGAGUGACGAACCUAUUGUGUUUGGUGUAAGGACAUUGUCAGGGAGACGUCCGUUGUGUUUGGUGUAAGGACAUUGUCAGGGAGACGUCCGUUGUGUUUGGUGUAAGGACAUUGUCAGGGAGACGACCGUUGUGUUUUGUGUAAGGACAUUGUCAGGGAGACGUCCGUUGUGUUUGGUGUAAGGACAUUGUCAGAGAGACGUCCGUUGUGUUUGGUGUAAGGACAUUGUCAGGGAGACGUCCGUUGUGUUUGGUGUAAGGACAUUGUCAGGGAGACGACCGUUGUGUUUGGUGUAAGGACAUUGUCAGAUAGACAAUUGUCAGAUACACGCCCGUUGUGUUUGGUGUGAUGACAUUGUCAGACACACAUCCGUUGUGUAUGCUGUGAGGACAUUGUCAGGGAUGCGUCCUUUGUUUCGUUACAGGACAUUUAUGGGAGACGUCCAUUGUUUGGUGUGAGAACACUGUCAGAGUGAUGCCCAUUGUUUGGCGUGAGGACAUUGUCAGAGAGGCGUCCGUUCUGUUUGCUGUGAGGGACACCCUUUGUCUUGUGAAAUGUAUGACUUGUUUUUAUUAUUAUUAAUAUCUGUUACUAACUGCCAGUAACUGUCAUAUACCCCUGCUUACCUGGCGGGAUGGUGGGAAACUAAAUAGAGGUAAAAUCCCCUUGUAAAUACAUGUGACGGGUUGUUCGAAUGAGUGAGUGAGUGAGUGAAUGGGUGAGUGACUGAGUGAGUGGGUUUUGGUGUUUGUUCGGGCGUUCGAUGGAUGGGUGGAUGGAGGGAGUUGGAUGGGUGGGUGGGGGGAGUUGGAUGGGUGAGUGAAUGAAUUGGUGAGUGAGGUCUUACGACGUUCUACUCAAUAUUCCAGCAAUAUCACUGCGGUGGACAACAGAAAAAAGGCUUCAUGCAUUUUCAUCAUCAAGAAAAUCGUUAUGUGCCGGAAGUAUGUCCUCCUUGUCCCGGGGCGGUCGGGUAGCCUAGUGGUUAAAGCGUUCGCUCGUCACGCAAAAGACCCGGGUUCGAAUGCCGACAUGGGUACAAUGUGAAGCCCCUUUCUGGUGUCCCCCGCCCUGAUGUUGCUGGAAUAUUGCUAAAAGUGGCGUAAAACCAUACUCACUCACUCACUCACUCCUCCUUGACCCGGCAUACAAGGCCAGCUGAGGACAACGCAUUCACGCUGUGUGCAUGUGUAGAUGUUUACACUUACAAAUACAUAAACAUACCUUGUAUACAUUGCCGAUACAUCCACACACUGUAUAUACCGUCGCUCUUACUUUGUUCAUAUUGAAUCAUUUUUAUUCUACUUGCCUGAGUUUAAUAAAACUGUCACGCAAUUUCUAGUUUGGGAAUUUUUCAGUAAAUGCGCCUUUAUCACAGUUACAGUCGCGAUAGCCUCCAAAAUCGUAACGUCCCCUUUCAAGGGUUAAGCCACGAGUCCAGGAAUUGUGAGUGGGUGAGU